Engraulis encrasicolus (European anchovy) is the source of this 2726-nucleotide messenger RNA. RefSeq names its product speedy protein A-like. The transcript has 7 exons. Gene Ontology annotation, molecular function: protein kinase binding. Bases 212 to 1876 code for a protein of 554 amino acids. The record is from RefSeq and is a predicted model, not a curated record. NCBI's taxonomy places the organism in Eukaryota, Metazoa, Chordata, Actinopteri, Clupeiformes, Engraulidae. Gene Ontology annotation, biological process: positive regulation of cyclin-dependent protein serine/threonine kinase activity.
UCUUGGACUGCGAUUUUGGAAAGCGUUUUGAAUUGAGAUUUAGCGACACUGAUUUAUUCAGAUAUGUAUCUUUUGAGACAUCUGUUUGACUGAAUGGUAGGUAACCUGUUACCUUUGUGGUGGUUGGUGACCGUGACCAAAACAGUUGCCUACUACCGCUUGAUUGGAAAGGGUUCGCUCUGCUGGGGCCCAGCCAAAACGGGUGAAAAACAUGAGGAAACGAACCAAAAGAUGGCGUAAAACGCCUUCAUCGGUAACUGUGCGCAUGAUCCCCUACACAGUACCCUCUCUUCAGGUGAUGGGAGGCCUUAGGAUGAAACGGACAAAUGCCCAAGAAGUACAGGGGCCACCAGAGGAGACCCACAACGGCCAGGGUCAAGGCGACGCCUCCCGCAGAUGUCCCAUGCUGUGUCCAACUCUGACCAUUCAACACCAGGAGAUGGCUGCCUUCUUCAGGCUAUUUGAUGAUUAUUUUAUUCUGGAUUUCCUGUGGAUGGAUUCUUGCUGUAAAAUCACAGACAAGUACUUGCUGGCAAUGACGUUUGUCUACUUCAGAAGGGCCUGUUUCAGCAUAGUUGAAUACAACAGGGAAAACUUUUUCAUAGCACUUUACCUGGCCAACAACAUGGAGGAAGAAGAGGAUAGCGAGUAUGAGAUCUUCCCCUGGGCCCUGGGCGAGAACUGGAGGGAGCAGUCCCCCGCUUUCCUGCAGCAGAGGGACAGGCUGUGGGCUCGCAUGGACUACAGGGCGGCCGUCAGUCGCCAGUGUUGUGAAGAGGUGAUGAGCAUCGUGCCGUCCCACUUCAUCUGGCAGCGUGUGCGUGCGGAGCACCACAGCGGGGCCCAGCGUGUCUACCCUGACCAAGACGAGGUACAGCCCCGCGGACCCACGGCCAGUCUCCCCCAACCCUGCUCCCUCUGCGCUAACUAUGCCGUCCGCAACGCCUCCUCAACGUCCCCUGCAGCCGCAGGGGGAGCCAUGGCACGUGAGGAAGAGCAUGAUCACACCAUGGACACACAUGACGUUGUUACUGGAUGCCCGAGUGGCGAUCUGGAUGCGGUGCUGGAGAUAAAGGCUCAUUUGAGACAGCUGGAGCAGGAGUGGGAGAAGGUGGAGAAGGAGAAGGAGAAGGAGAAGACCAUGGCCAACCACGAGAAGGAUGAGCAGGAGCUGGAGAUGAAGGCUCAUUUGAGACAACUGGAGCACGAGUGGGAGGAGGUGGAGAAGGAGAGGGAGAGGGAGAAGGAGCAGGAGGAGGUGGAGAAGGAGAGGGAGAGGGAGGAUGAGCAGGAGCUGGAGAUAAAGGCUCAUUUGAGACAACUGGAGCACGAGUGGGAGAAGGUGGAGAAGGAGAGGGAGAAGGAGCAGGAGUGGGAGGAGGUGGAGAAGAAGAGGGAGAGGGAGAAGGAGCAGGAGCUGGAGGAGACGAAGGCUCUGUUAAGACAGCUGGAGCAGGAGUGGGAAGAGGUGGAGAAGGAGAAGGAGAGGGAGAAGGAGCAGGAGGAGGUGGAGAAGGAGAAGGAGAGGGAGAAGGAGCAGGAGUGGGAGGAGGUGGAGAAGAAGAGGGAGAGGGAGAAGGAGCAGGAGCUGGAGGAGACGAAGGCUCUGUUGAGACAGCUGGAGCAGGAGUGGGAAGAGGUGGAGAAGGAGAAGGAGAAAAGCAUGGCCAACCACGAGAGCCUGAUGGUGGAGCACAAGAGCCAGACCCAGGCGCUGCUGGCGAGUACUGAACAUGCGGCUGAGCCAGUCGUGGAGACUGAGAUGGAGAAGAUCAAGAAAGAUGGCAGGAAGAAGAAAGUGAAGAAGAGCCGUACAGGAUUCUGGAACCGCUUCCGGCGUAUUAUGUGUUGUGCCUCUGCAUCAGAGGACAAUUAAGCAUUAAACCAAUUCAUCCACCCUCUCACAGGCAAGAAGCGUGCCAUCAAACUAUUUAUUUAUUGUCUCUCCACCCAUGUUGUGUAGCCUACAUGCUAAAAUGUCCAUGUGGCUUUGUGUAUAUAGGCCAAACAAAAAGAAACUUGAAAUUAAGACUAGCCAAACACCAACGCUUCCAUUAGGAAUAACAACAUGGAGUAUGCCAUUGCCAGACAUUAUAGAGACAGAAAUCUUGGUUCUGCUUCCUUAUUGAGAUUUGUAGGGAUAGAGAGAGUUAUGCCUAAUCCAAGAGGAGGGGAUAUAAUAAAACAACUGCUAAAAAGGGAAGCAUAUUGGAUCCACACUCUAAAUACUGUUGAACCGUAUGGAUUGAAUGAGAAAAAGGAUUUGAGUGUUUUCUUGUGAAUUGAUGUGUGAAUGAUGUAACUAUGGUAUUUAUCUUGCAAUUGUGCACUUUAUACUAAGAAUUUGUACUGUCAUUUUAGAUGUUGUAGAUAGGGAACUGUGUUGUUUUAUUAAUGGUCAUUUACUGAUAUUAGGAAGCAUUAUAUUUUGACUACUGUUGUGAUACUUUAACUUAAUGAUGUGAUAUUGAAUUUUUACCCUAAUGAUAAAGUGUUGAUUGGAAUUUGCACUAUACUUUUCAUGUUGGGAUGCCCCUGCUUACUCGACAAUUGUAGGAUGCCUUGACCUGUACGGACUGAUCCUGGAAUGAACCUACUUUAUACACCUGUAUGAAUGGGGUUGGUGUAUAUGCACAGACUGGUAGCAACUAGUCAUGUGGUCAUGUGAUACCGUAUUUGUACACCUGGGUAAUGGGGGUUGGUAAAGAGCGAACCUGAAGACACAC